This is a messenger RNA of Penaeus vannamei (Pacific white shrimp), 1068 nucleotides long. The record is from RefSeq and is a predicted model, not a curated record. NCBI's taxonomy places the organism in Eukaryota, Metazoa, Arthropoda, Malacostraca, Decapoda, Penaeidae.
AGUCGAGUUUGUGCCGUCGUCGGGAGUAGACGUUACGCUCUGGUUUCUCGCUCACGCUACCAUGUGGUGCUUUGUGUGAUCCGCUGUUCAUUACUUCUUUUCUUGUGGUUCGUGAUAACAUCGGAGGGCAGUGUGAGAGGAGUGAUUGGUGUGUCGUGCCGAUGAUUUUGUACAGCUGGCGAAGGUAUUAAGAAAGGCCCCGAAGUUUGGGUAGAGCCGCAAAGGGCUCUUGUGGGUGGGCACAGCUUGAUCGGGGCGCCGCGCAAUUAAUUUAUACUCCCGCUUUUUAUCAUUUGCCCAAAUCGAAGAUCUUCCAAGAUAAUGCGAGGUGAACGAGUGUUAAAAACCGAAUAGAGGAAGAUUCGAGGCCACAUCGCAGGUGAUUAGUCUUGGAAAAAGGAAAAGCUAGAUAAUACAGCCGUUCUAAAUCGGGAAGGCCGCAAUCAGUAGCGUUAUCUCUCGACGAUGGCCAGUGCAGUGAUGGGCGGCGGUGGAGGCGGCGUGGGCGGCGGCGGCGGAGGGGCGGCCAACGUGGAGGCCCAGCUGGUGGCCCUCCUCGACAAGCUGGAGGGCCUCCGGCAGGACUCGGCGCCCCCGUCCCGCCCCCCGAUGAUCGCCGAGGUGCGAACCCUGGAGCUGUGGCGCGCCGUGAUCGCCGAGUGCCUGGCCACCGUGUUCUACGUGUUCCUGGUGUGCGGCGCCUACAGCCCCUGGACAGGCAAGACGCUCACGCCGGAGGGCCAGCUCACCAUCUCGCUGGUGGCCGGCAUGGCCAUGGCCGUCCUCGUGCACAGCUUCGGACAGGAUGAGAAGAAGCAUGAUAAAGAGGAGGAGGAGGACAAUGCAAUCACAGACAAUACAAGAGCAAUGGGACCCUUUAAUAUUAUUCUAAUAGAUCCUAAAUACAAUAGCCUAUAUACUCAAGGCCCCGACCCAGAAUACAAAAAGCUCUACACAAGACCCGUCCCAAAAUACAACGGGUUAUACACCAAGGAUGACCCAAAAUACGAGAGCUUAUACACAGAAGCCCCCCGACCCAAAAUACAGGAGGUUAUACACAAGGCCUGA